Molecule: messenger RNA, 1169 nt
Organism: Aphanomyces astaci
Lineage: Eukaryota; Oomycota; Saprolegniomycetes; Saprolegniales; Verrucalvaceae
Exons: 3
Coding region: 24-1085 (353 amino acids)
Molecular function (GO): phosphatidylinositol binding
Source: RefSeq, a predicted model, not a curated record
CGGGAGUGCAGUAUUAUUCGAAGAUGGAUAUUUCAUCGCAAUUGCGGCAGAGGCGCUCUGGCUACUUGGACGCCCGCCCUCCGUCGAUGAUGUCGAAAAAUGGAAUGGCAUAUGACACGGGUAUGCCGAAGGUGGGGUCGGCGCGCACGCCCAUCGAUGUCAUUGCGACGUACAUGAACUCGUCCGACACGCGGCUCAACAACAAAGGAGCGGCGGCGGACCACGGGGGGCAUCUGUCGAUGCGGCACAGCGAGUCGGCCCAAGCGCACUUCUCGCCGAUACCGCAACCUGCGUCUGCACCUGCUUCGCUCCAGCGAAAGCGGUCGAAUUCCAUCACCCACCACGCUCUGUCGCGGGACUCGUCAGCGGAAUGGGGAUGGUUUGCCGACAUUGAUAGCAGCGGGGAGUCGUUUGGCGACAACUCGAUCACAAGCCUCUUGCGCCGCAAGUUUUCAAUCGAUUCUGGCGGCGGAAACGAACACAUAAUCCACGACGAACAACAUAGCACAAGUCGGAUGACUGCCGCGCUCAAGACAUUCCCAGGAGACAGCGGCGACAAGGUCCAGACGGCCGCCGUGUCCAUUCCCAAGUUCCGCAUCGUGCAGUCCCGCGCCGGUGCCGACCGCCAUGCCGAAUACCUCGUCACGUUCAAGCUCGGCCGGGAGUUUCAUGCAGACUGGCGGCGGUACUCUGAAUUCGCCGAGAUUAUCAAGAAGGUCGAGGUGUAUCGCUUUCCUCGCGCGAUGGCGGCAUGGCGCAAUAUUGACAAUCGAUGGUUCAACCGGCUCGAACCGUCGUAUUUGCACAAUAAGUGCAUUGCCCUCGAAGUGUUUUUGCGCGACUUGAUGUACGAACUGACCGUGCCAGACGUACUGAUCGACUUUAUUGGCGAACGAGCGAUCAACUGCAAGCCGCUGGACGCGAGCGGCGGUCGGCCAUCGGCGCAAUUGCCCAAAGAGAUGCGCCCUAAGCAGCCGCAGGAAGAGCGAGAGUUGUUUGAAAAGCUAUGGGCAGAGAACUUUGCACGGUCUGCCGUCAACUAUGACGAGUCACAGGCGCGGCCGUCAGGCAGGGCUCCAGUGUAGCUCCAUAAGAUCGGACCGAGCAGUAUUUAACCAAGUGGGACAAUAUAUAUAUAUAUAGGUGUGUGGAUGGCAUCAUGACGAACA